This is a messenger RNA of Pelodiscus sinensis (Chinese soft-shelled turtle), 1134 nucleotides long. The record is from RefSeq and is a predicted model, not a curated record. NCBI's taxonomy places the organism in Eukaryota, Metazoa, Chordata, Testudines, Trionychidae.
AUGGUCAUCUGUUCCUGCCCACAGCCAUCCAUUAAGUAUGGCUUCACCGUCAUGGAAAAAAAUGGGAUUGAUCAUCCUCAAUGCGUAGUAUGCCACACAGUUCUUAGCAAUGACGCCUUGAGACCUAGUCGUCUUGAGCGACACUUGAUGAAGAACCACUGCGCUUUGACAGAGAAACCAGAAGAGUUUUUUGCUGAUAAACUUCAAAAUUUGAAAUGCAAGAAGCUGGACACUACUGGAGCUUUUCAUCAAGUGUCGGCCAAAGUGGUAGAAGCAUCUUAUGAACUGUCAUUGCUCAUCGCUAAAGCCAAGAAAGCGCACAUAAUCAGAGAAACUCUUAUGAAGCCUUGCUUGUUGAAAGCAAUUGAUAUGGUACUUGGUGUCGAAAGCAAGAAAAAACUGUUGGAAAUUUUUCUUUCUGACAAUUCCAUGAAAUGUCACAUCAAUGAGUUGGUGAAAGAUCUUAAAAUUCAAAUUGUGGAGGCAGUGUUGGCUUCUCCUUUUUUUGCAAUUCAGUGCGACAAUACCACUGAUGUAGCACAAUACUGUCAGUUGCUUGUCUACGUUCAAUUCAUUAACAAUGAAACUGUGAAGGAAGAACCUUUUUCGAAGAAAUUGAUGACCACAUCAAAGGCUUUUGAUAUUAUGAAAAUGAUUUCCAACUUUUUUGAAGAAAAUAGACUUUCAUGGGAACUGGAUGGGGUAUGCACAGAUGGUGCUCCAGCAAAGCUUGGUUCUUGCUCUGGAUUUGUGACGUUGGUGAAGAAAAAAAAUCCAGCCGUAACCACAAUUCAGUGCGUCAUACACAGACAAGCAUUGUCUAGACAUACCCUUCCAGAUGACCCAUGUGACUCACUGAAUUUGGCCAUCAAAGUUGUCAAUUUUGUGAAGAACAGUGCUUUAAAUAUGAGACUUUUUGAUGCUCUUUGCACAGAUUUGGGAGCAGAUCAUAAAAGUCAUUUGUUUCACAUGGAAGUACGAUGGCUUUCCAAAGGUAACAUGCUUUCGAGAUUAUUCGAACUAAAAGACGAAGUGGAAAUUUUCCUCAAGCAACAGAAGAAAGAAGAGUUAUAUCAUGCAUUUACGGACCAAAUGUUUCAACUUUCACUGGCAUACCUGGUGGACAUUUUUUAA